Molecule: messenger RNA, 462 nt
Organism: Echinostoma caproni
Lineage: Eukaryota; Metazoa; Platyhelminthes; Trematoda; Plagiorchiida; Echinostomatidae
Source: the annotation of a GenBank genome assembly
AUGCAUCGCAAAGUCGACCAACUAUCCAUGGCUCCAGGCGUCUCGGUUAUCAAACCCCUAAUGGGCGUCGAUUCUUGUCUAAAGGAUAAUCUCAUCAGCCACUUUACACUGGAUUAUCCAAAAUUUGAACUUUUGUUUUGUGUUCAAGAUGAAGAUGAUCCGGUCAUACCCCUAGUCAAUUCAUUACGGGAACAAUACCCCCAUGUUGAUGCACAACUUCUCAUCGGUGGAACACCGGGAAUCGUGAAUCCUAUGGUACAUAAUAUGGCCCCGGCUUAUGCGGUAGCCAAGUAUGAAUUGGUUUGGAUCAGUACUAGUCGAAUACUUGACGAAUGUUCCAAUCCUCGUUUGGAAGAAUACUCGAGCCAGGUCAACUGCAAAAUCCUGCUUCUCAAGUUUGAGUUCGCUCCCAUGAAAGUCCAGAAGAAGAAAGGUAACUCCGGUGGUAUAGAUCCGCGAUGA